Messenger RNA from Syngnathoides biaculeatus (alligator pipefish), 2013 nucleotides. Its product is annotated as cholecystokinin-like. Gene Ontology annotation, biological process: digestion. NCBI's taxonomy places the organism in Eukaryota, Metazoa, Chordata, Actinopteri, Syngnathiformes, Syngnathidae. Gene Ontology annotation, molecular function: neuropeptide hormone activity. The record is from RefSeq and is a predicted model, not a curated record. The transcript has 4 exons. The coding region runs from base 53 to 448 and encodes 131 amino acids. Gene Ontology annotation, cellular component: axon; extracellular region.
AGCAAACCUCUUGUCAGCGUCCUCGUUCACACACACACACACGGCUGCAGGCAUGAAUGUAUUUAUCUAUGCGGUCGUCUUCCUGGCUGCUGUGUCCAAGGUCUCACUGAGUCUGCCCUCACAGUCCCUCAUGAUACAUGACAGAUCCGACGGCGAUGGCGUCAUGUUGGAUGGCCCGACGUCCAACCACACGCGCCAGGCCCGCUCUACUGGAGCGCUCUCCUCAGACCAGCGAGCCAACCAACCCCGGGAAGCCGAAGAGGCUUUCAAAACCUUGAGUCAGCUACUGGUCCGACUCAUCGCCAGGAAAGGCAUGCCCUACCAAAGCAGAUCGUCAUUCGCGAGCAGAGCCAGCAGUCUGGUGCCUGAGCACAGGAUAAAUGACCGAGAUUAUGAGGGCUGGAUGGACUUUGGGAGGCGCAGCGCAGAAGCGUUAGAAUACUCCUAAAGGCACGGCUUGCUUGCUUUCAAUGCAGAGCUCGUCCUCAAAAUUGUCAAAAUAAACCACCCCCUCAAUACAUGUCCAACUCAUAGCGUACAGUUAAGCCCAAAAUGAUUCACACUCUUCCAUAUAGGUGCCAUCGGGCAAGAUCCUCCUAUCUGCAAAUCAUCUCUUUUCAGGAAAUGCAAAAAUCAAUUUUCAACACUCUACACACACACACAUGUGGGUAAUGACCAAGACUACAGUAUACAUUUGUGAAAAAUACAAAAUUUACCAAAUUUGGACACAGGAGGGUUCCAGACUGGUUAACACAUCUGUCUGAGUUCUUAGGACCCUGGUUCAAAUCCAUUCUCACUUGUGUCGCGUUCCCAUGCUCUCCCCGUGCCUGCGUGGAUUUCCUCCGGGUACUCCCGUUUCCUCCCACAUCCCAAUAACAUGCAUGCUAGGUUAAUAAAAGACUAAAUUGUCUGUAGGUGUGAAUGGUAGUCUGUGUGCCUUGCGGUUGGCUGGCGAGGGGUUCAAGAUGCACCCUGCCUCUAGGCACCAGCAUGGCCAUGACCCAAGUGAGGAUAAGCGGUAUGGAAAGAGAGAUGCAUGGGUGGGAGGUUUCCACUCGAUGUCAGUCAUAUGUGUGCGUUUAUUUGGAGAUUGGUUGCAAAUAGUGGAAGACUAAGAAGUUGGGUUAGCAUUCCAAAUGCUAAAUGUUUGCUGUUUUCAGUGUUUCACUAUUUGAAAAGUCUUCAUAUCCCUCAUAUUUUUGAGGGCUCAAUCUUUUCCCACAUUCUAAAGGUGCAUGAUCAUUUUAGCAUUAUCUCAAGUAAGGUCUCAAACACAUUUGAGUUCACCAGUAUAUAGCCUUAACAAGCAACAACAAUAAAUAAAUAAAUUGUCCAGAUUUUUGUGGUGUAUUGGUACAAAUAAUUAAAAUACAACUGCAAAAUAUCCAGAUUAAUUGAUCAUCAUGUUGCAAGUCAUAUCAACAAUUCCUCAACAAAAAUCUAAUUUCCACAGUACGUUAAGAGCAUUUCAUAUGAACUAGGCCUCAAUGUCAUCUCUGUGGUUGUCAAUGUGAUCUGUUACCAAGCACAGUCCCUGGAAAAGCAGCAGUGAAUGUGUCCUCUGUCCCGGUGGGCCAGCUGGGACCCCCUGAUGGGUCCAUGUUUUAGCCCAUGGACCAUAUGUUUAACACCAGCGAUCCAACAUUUAUUUUAAUCAUUUGAAUAAAUCUAAAACAUGGAGAUGUUUGUUCGGAAUAUACAUAUGACUAAUUUUGGCAAAAUGUGAGACACAAAACAGCUUAUAUUCAAUGACAAAGAUUCUAGUUCCAUAUAUAAACAACCUUUUGCCACUAGGUGUAGUUUGCAGCUAAAAGCCAAUUUCCUAAAUAAAAAGUCAUGACACACGUUCCUAUGAUAUGAAUAAUUUUGACUUAACUGUAUGUAUACUAUAUAUUUAUCAGUGGAAAAAACAUUUCUUGGAUAAAUCCCGCUGUGAUUAUAAGCACUUUAAAAAAAAAAAUACAAACAAAAUGUGAAAACCCCAAAUGGCUUUUUUUCCCAUUAUGCAGAUAU